UGCACAAUGAUGUAUGGAAGCGCAUAUGCGUCAUAACAAAAGGGUGAUAAAAUUGUCAAACUGAUAAAUACUGGAUUACAUUUAUAACGUACGCUUGGAAAGUUCGAUACAGGCAAAAGUGAAUUGAAUACAUCGAUACGUUUUUGUACUUAGAUUCUGAGACUCUACCAGGGUCAUUUAACUGAAUGAGUAUUCUAUAAUACAUAUAUUGUAACAAUUAAUCUGUUUGUGAUAUCGGAUUAGAUUAGUGACUUUUAUAAUUGGAAUACUGAUGUCAGAAUAUAUAAUAGGAAUAUAGAAGAGUCACGUAAUAAUGACUGUCCUCAAGAGGAGCCAGUGUGUUGGAAGUAUUUCGUGCGACCUUGUUAUUCAGUAACAAAUGAAGCAUUAUUUCCUGACAAACUGUUUUUGUUUUGGAAAUACAAUCUCGGAUAGGCAAUUCCUACACGGAGACGUGACGAUAUCUUCGUUGGUGUUGUUUGGGUGCUGUCUCACUGAAGAACAUACAUGUGGAAUAUUAAUGACGUCACAUGAAUGGACGGGCUCGGAACAUAGGUUUUCCACACCAGAACGAGACAGAAUGAGAGAAUACCGACGUCCUACUCUUUGUGUGAUUGACGAAAACGGAUAUGACGUCACUAAAACGCUGCAUAAUGAUUCGUCUGGCGGUAGUUUAUCAAACUUGAGUGAUAGCAAUUGUGGAAUAUUGGCCGGAAGUGACUGUGGAGUUUCGAUAACAGAGUCUCCUGACCACAAUGCAAAUUUCACAAAACCGGAAACAAAAAGUUGUCUGUGGAAUAAUACCUGUGUGAAAACAAGCAAUGACAAAGACUUAGAUUUAUCUGAGUUGAAGGCAACUACCACGAGACUUAAGCUGACUACCAGACGACCAAGCACGGUUGCUUGGAAACAAGAACAUUUUAACUCAUCAUGUGACCCGGUGUUACCGAAAUUUGACCCAUCAACAUUGCAAACAGCAGUCGAUGACACGUUCACUGAAGAAAGGAAAAAUAGGAUAAAUGAGGCUUUGGCGUGGCUUCGAAACGAAUUGCAACGUAUGCGCAACGAAGACGAGGUGCUGGCGAGGCAGCUAUUGUCAAUACGGCACGAUAUCCAUCAACUAAAACUGCAGAGAAGUUGUGAAGAGCACCAGGAAAUGCUCGAAGACGUCACUAUGGAUAUGGAAGAAAAACAUGCACUGAACGAAAUUUCGGACAUACUGAUUACGGAUUCGGUACAAGAUUCACCUUUGAAACACCUUGGUGUCACCCGCAUGCAUCUAAGUGCUAGAAGAUUUUCUACAUGUUGAAGGUGUAUAAUUUAAAAAAAAAGAAGAUAAGCAAUCUUUUGAGUACGACACAAGACUCUGUUUGUAUAACUCGUACAUAGAAAGGUUCCGUUGUUCGUGAAACGCUUCUUUUAAGCUUUAUAUAAACGACAAUCUAUAAAUUCUUGCAAAGAGAUGGAGAUGUUUGAGAUUAAUUCAGCGUGUUAUCUGUGAUACAGUAUCUUUGAGAAACAGUCCGCACAAGUUUUGUUUUGAAGGAGCUUGUUGACGAUAGGAACGUUCAUAUCUCGUUCAAACAAUGAUUUACGAGUAGCUGAGAGGGAAAUGAUACUAUAAGGAGAGCUGCAGUUGCUCCAGAGCUGAAUUUGUUUUUAAAUUAGACAAUAUGUACACUAAGCGCCAGACAUACGCUAGUGGAAUUCUAGGGACAAUACCGAGGCUAAUCUCUAACAUUAAUCCGAUUGUUUAUAGUUAACACGGAUUUUGUCGUUGUUAACUAUAUUUAAAUUAUAACUAUAUUAAAAUAUUUCUUCCCCUGGAACUAAAAUGGACACUCUUGUGGUUUGCAGUACAGUGUUUUUACUAAAAACUUUUCAUUUUACAACGUUAUCAACUUUAUAACGAAGUUCUGAACAAUCGGCCCAUUAUCUGCAAAACAAAAAGUUUUAUACACGAACGCCUUGAAAGGGAGUUAAUUUUCUGAAAUGAUAUGAACCAGUUUUACACCGUUCCUUUCCCUUGAAAUGUGACUAAGCCUCUUAUACUGUAUAUCGUUUUUGCUAUGGUUUGUCUUGUAUGAUAUGCAUCUGUCUUAAACCACGUGUUCUGAAUCAUCUGUUAUCAGCGGUAAUAGUGAGCCAAAACAAUUAUUCCAGUCCAUAGCAACCAUAUGAAUUGUUCAACUUCAGAUUCCAUUGUAUGUAGAGUAGAAACCCGUUUGCUCGAACUCCCAGGGACCGGUUAAUAUACAUCGAGCCUCGUGAAAUACGAGCCAAGCGGGAAUGCUUACCUUCAGUAUGAAGAUAUCGGUCCUUCUCAUCCAGUUCGAGUUUACGGUGAAUUCGAGCCAAGCGAGUUCGAGGCAACGGGGUUCGAGUGUAUAUACAUUUUGUCGCAUCAUUGAUACAUGUUUACGAACUAGUUAUAUUCUUAUUAAAAUAUUUUGUGCAAUCUUUAUAAGAAACCCAGGAUUCCUUUUUACCGUGUACAUGUAUAUUGAUUAUAUACGAGGAAAUAAAUGAACCGCAAAUAUUCUUA
Molecule: messenger RNA, 2545 nt
Organism: Mya arenaria
Lineage: Eukaryota; Metazoa; Mollusca; Bivalvia; Myida; Myidae
Product: protein FAM167A-like
Exons: 5
Coding region: 380-1309 (309 amino acids)
Source: RefSeq, a predicted model, not a curated record